Molecule: messenger RNA, 965 nt
Organism: Melozone crissalis (California towhee)
Lineage: Eukaryota; Metazoa; Chordata; Aves; Passeriformes; Passerellidae
Gene: CHMP6
Product: charged multivesicular body protein 6
Exons: 8
Coding region: 22-624 (200 amino acids)
Biological process (GO): late endosome to vacuole transport via multivesicular body sorting pathway; vesicle budding from membrane
Cellular component (GO): multivesicular body; ESCRT III complex
Source: RefSeq, a predicted model, not a curated record
CCGGGCCGGGCAGGAGCGGCCAUGGGGAACCUGUUCGGGCGGAAACGGCGGAGCCGCGUCACGGAGCAGGACCGGGCCGUGCUGCAACUGAAGCAGCAGCGGGACAAGCUCCGGCAGUACCAGAAGCGGCUGAGCCUGGGCCUGGAGCGGGAGCGGGCGCUGGCCCGGCAGCUGCUCCGGGACGGCAAGAAAGAGAAGGCCAUGCUCCUGCUGAAGAAGAAACGGUACCAGGAGCAGCUGCUGGACAAAACAGAGAACCAGAUCAGCAACCUGGAGCGGAUGGUCCAGGACAUUGAGUUCACCCAGAUUGAGAUGAAGGUCAUCGAGGGCCUGAAGAUAGGCAACGAGUGUCUGAACAAAAUGCACCAGGUGAUGUCCAUAGAGGAGGUGGAGAGGAUAAUAGGAGAGACCCAGGACGCUGUGGAGUACCAGAGGCAAAUAGACGAGCUCCUGGCUGGCAGCCUGACUGAGGAGGAUGAAGAUGCCAUUCUAGAAGAAUUAAAUGCCAUUACUCAGGAACAGUUGGAGCUCCCAGAAGUUCCUUCAGAGCCACUCCCAGAGAAGAUCCCAGAAGUGUCACCCGUGGAGAACAGGCCAAAGGCAGAGCUGGUGGCAGCAUCUUAACUCCCAGUGCUGGGGAUCCCCCUCCAGACUCUCCCCUGGACAGUUUGCCCUCCCAGAGCGUGCUGGGAGCGGGCAAUGCCUUGGCAGCAUCCCAGCUGUGCUGGGCGGAUUGUGGAGCAGGAUUCCCUGCGCGGGGUGGGGAACCUCAGCUGAUUAUCGCUCUUGUAUCAAGAUUAUUUUCUAGUGCUUUCUUUUUUUGUAACUUAAACUCCAGACUCACUCAGCUGCGCUGUCUCGGGAUUAAACAGCCACUCUGAAUCAUCCAAAGCCAAAUUUUUCUCUGUAGGUUUGGUUCUGGUGGUCAGUCUGCCUUUGCUGUGGCCAAACCCCAGGAAAUCAGA